GCUUUUCCUCACCACAAAACCAUAUCUGCCAGUUCCUCUUUGCAGUUCAAACUUUCUCUUGCAUUCUCUGCACAUCCUAAAAUCCCCUUCAUACAAAGAAAUGGCUUCAAUGAAGAUGAGAGUUUUGGUUGCAGUUUCUGCCUUAGUCAUGGCUGCUUCGGCUGUCCAAAAUGUUGCUGCUACUGAUGCACCAGCACCAAGCCCUACUUCUGAUGCAACUGCCUUUGUUCCAGCCGUUGUUGCUUCAUUGACCGCAGUUGCCUUCGGGUACCUCUUCUAAAGCAAAAGACGGAUUUAGCUUCUUCUUUGUUAAUUCAAGGAUUUGAUGACAAGUUUGUUUCUUGUAUUUAACAUUUGAUUUUGUGUCGCAUCAUUACUUUUAGGAGCAAAGAAAAUGUAAUUCAACUAGCAUCUCGGUUUUUGUGGGUGAGGUUGAUUUGCAUCAUUCUAGCUCUGAUGUCCGCUUGAUGUAACUCCAUAGCAAAUUGUUUGUAGAUCUCAAACUGUUUCAAUAAAUAUAUUUGUUUCAUUCCAAA
Messenger RNA from Papaver somniferum (opium poppy), 536 nucleotides. Its product is annotated as arabinogalactan protein 13-like. The transcript has a single exon. The record is from RefSeq and is a predicted model, not a curated record. The coding region runs from base 101 to 280 and encodes 59 amino acids. NCBI's taxonomy places the organism in Eukaryota, Viridiplantae, Streptophyta, Magnoliopsida, Ranunculales, Papaveraceae.